Molecule: messenger RNA, 1029 nt
Organism: Brassica rapa (field mustard)
Lineage: Eukaryota; Viridiplantae; Streptophyta; Magnoliopsida; Brassicales; Brassicaceae
Product: transcription factor TCP21
Biological process (GO): regulation of circadian rhythm
Cellular component (GO): nucleus
Molecular function (GO): DNA-binding transcription factor activity; sequence-specific DNA binding
Source: RefSeq, a predicted model, not a curated record
AUGGGCAUCCCAUGGAUAUGUUCAUGGCAUUUUACCCUUGCUAUCGCUCUCCAAGACAUGCCUUAUUCUCUCCUCCGGGAAUUCAGAGUCAAAUGGUGGGAAAAAUAUAACCUUGACAGAUGUUCCCUUGCAGGUUUGGAUCUUAUAGGGAUCCACUUCCACCUACAAGCUUUAGACUGUAGUAUUGAUCGGCAUGCGGCUCGAGUCUUCCAGCUGACAAGAGAGCUCGGCCACAAAUCCGACGGCCAAACCAUCGAGUGGCUCCUCCGCCAAGCCGAGCCUUCCAUCAUAGCCGCCACGGGAACAGGCACGACUCCGGCGAGCUUCUCCACCGCCUCUCUCUCCGCUUCUUCCUCCCCCUUCGCUCUCGGAAAACGCGUUUUGAGAACGGAGGAGGGAGAAUCAGGCGGCCCCGGAGGAGGAGGGGAGUUAACUGUUGGACACGCAAUGAGUAGUGGUGGUGGUGGGUUCUGGGCGGUUCCGGCGAGGCAGGACUUCGGACAAGUAUGGAGCUUUGCCGCCGGAGCUACGCCGGAGAUGUUGUUUACGCAGCAGCAGCAAGCAGCUACACUCUUUGUCCGCCAGCAGCAGCAGCAGCAAGCUUCAGCAGCUGUAGCUGCGAUGGGUGAGGCUUCAGCAGCUAGAGUCGGGAACUAUCUGCCAGGUCAUCAUCUUAAUCUGCUAGCUUCUUUGUCGGGUGGAAGUCCCGGGUCGGGUCGGAGGGAAGAGGAUGACUCACGCUGAAAGAAAGGUUUUAUCAAUCUUUUUGUGUUAUUUGAUUAGGGAUGAUUGGGUAAUGUAUAGAAAACUCUUUAUGUUUAAUGUCAUCAAAAGUGGUCAGAGACUACUUAGUUCGAGUUUUUUUUUUUUUGUGUUCAAGUUUUAGUUUUAAGUUAUUUGCUUGUUUGAUUAGUGUGUAAGAUUAUUUGGUCUCAGAGUUUGUUUUGAGAGUGAUAGUGAAAUCGAUUGAUUAAUUGUUGUUUACUUAAAAACGCCAUAAUGAACAGCAAAAAAAAGCUCUUUGUACGU